GAGGAUCUCCGUUUAGAUGGUCGUGGCUGUGAAGACUAUAGAUGUGCUGAAGUAGAAACAGAGGUUGUAUCAAACACAAGUGGAUCUGCGAGAGUAAGGCUGGGACACACGGAUGUCUUGGUGGGUGUCAAAGCUGAAAUGGGGACACCGAAGUUAGAGAAACCAGAUGAAGGUUACCUGGAAUUCUUUGUUGACUGUUCUGCAAAUGCUACUCCUGAAUUUGAAGGCCGAGGAGGAGAAGAACUUGGCACAGAGAUAGCAAAUACGCUCUAUGGAGUAUUUAGCAGCGAGAGCAGUGUAGACUUGAAAUCACUUUGUAUUAAUCCCAGGGAGCACUGCUGGGUUCUCUAUGUCGAUGUAUUGUUAUUGGAAUGUGGUGGGAACCUCUUUGAUGCAAUCUCUAUUGCGGUGAAGGCAGCUCUCUUCAAUACAAGAAUACCCAAAGUGCGUGUUUUGGAGGAUGAAGAAGGCUCUAAAGAGAUUGAGCUGUCUGAUGACCCUUACGAUUGCAUUCGACUUAAUGUGGAUAAUGUGCCUUGCAUUGUCACACUGAGCAAAAUUGGAUACAGACACGUGGUGGAUGCCACCCUUCAAGAAGCAGCCUGUUCUUUGGCCAGCCUGCUCAUUUCUGUGACCAGUAAAGGCACCCUCACUUCUAUGAAGAAAGUGGGAAAAGGUAGCCUGGAUCCUGAGAGUAUUUUUGAAAUGAUGGAGACGGGAAAAAGAGUAGGCAAGUCGUUACAUAUAGCCCUUCAGAAGACUUUGGACGAAGAAGAGAGUUUGGGGUCCUCACGGCAGAAAGUUGGAUUUCUAGGAUGAGUUUUGAUUGUACGUUCAGAACUGGUUUUUAAUUGAUUGUGCA
Messenger RNA from Apaloderma vittatum (bar-tailed trogon), 862 nucleotides. RefSeq names its product exosome component 7 (gene EXOSC7). Gene Ontology annotation, cellular component: cytoplasmic exosome (RNase complex); nuclear exosome (RNase complex). The record is from RefSeq and is a predicted model, not a curated record. The annotation marks the transcript as partial. The transcript has 7 exons. Lineage: Eukaryota; Metazoa; Chordata; Aves; Trogoniformes; Trogonidae. Gene Ontology annotation, biological process: TRAMP-dependent tRNA surveillance pathway; exonucleolytic trimming to generate mature 3'-end of 5.8S rRNA from tricistronic rRNA transcript (SSU-rRNA, 5.8S rRNA, LSU-rRNA); U4 snRNA 3'-end processing.